GAGACGACGACGUCAUGGACUGUAUCAAAUUGUCAUUCUUGUAGAGAAGCAAAAAUCCUUGGUUUUCAACGGCUACUUAUCCUGAACUUAAAGUUCAAAGCGACCCCGACACCCCCCCCAAGCUGACAAUGGCAAUAACGCUUGCUCAUGCCCACUUCUACAACUCCAACGCACCCGAAGAUGUUUCGCGUAAACAAGUCGAAACGAUGAAAACAAACUGGAAACCCGGGCUUGUAAACAACCCAAAAAUCUCCAAAACAGCUUCGUUUGAUAGGAAUCGAUCGAAUAAUGUAAAGGGUUUGGUUGAACCACGCACUCUUUCGCUCACACGGGCUCUUUCUCAUUUCGUUGACGCUGGGUAUAUUGAACAUGCUCUCUACCUGUUUGAGAAAAUGAACCAUCUCGAUACGUAUAUCUGGAAUGUUAUGAUUAAAGGGUUCACCAAUAAUGGUUUUUUUAGAGAGGCAAUUAAUGUUUAUUGUAGAAUGGGAUAUGAAGGUGUUCGAGCUGAUAAUUUCACUUAUCCGUUUGUUAUCAAGGCGUGUACAGGAUUGUUGUCCUUGAUGGAAGGGCAGAAAGUUCACGCAAAUAUCAUUAAGAUCGGGAUGGAUUUGGAUGUUUACGUUUGUAAUUCACUUAUUAGUAUGUUUGCGAAGAUGGGAUAUAUUGAGCUUGCAGAGAGGGUGUUUGGUGAAAUGCCAGUUAGAGACUUGGUAUCUUGGAACUCUAUGAUUAGCGGAUAUGUUGCUGUUGGGAAUGGUUGGAGCUCAUUGGUUUGUUUCUUUGAAAUGCAGGCACUUGGAAUGAAACCUGACAGAAUUAGCAUGAUCAGCGCACUUGGUGCUUGUUCUCUUGAUUGUUGUCUUCAAAGUGGGAAGGAAAUUCACUGCCGAGUGCUCAGGUGUGGUUUUGAAUUGGAUUACAUGGUUCAGACAUCACUUAUUGACAUGUAUGGCAAAUGUGGUAGGAUGGAUUAUGCAGAGAGGUUGUUUGACAGGAUUUCUCCGAGAAACAUUGUGGCUUGGAAUGCAAUGAUAGGAGGCUAUGCACGAAAUUUUUGUCCUUUUGAUUCAUUUUCUUGCUUGAAAGGGCUGCAAGAUGCCGAUGGCUUGAAUCCUGAUGUAAUCACAAUGAUAAAUGUGCUCCCCUCUUGUGCACAGUUACAGGGUAAAUCUGUCCAUGGCUAUGCCCUUAGAAAAGGUCUUCUUCCUCAUUCAGUCUUGGAAACCGCUUUAGUUGUCAUGUAUGGAGAAUGCGGAGCGUUGAAUCUGGCAGAACGUGUAUUUGGUCAGAUGACUGGAAGUAACCUUAUAUCAUGGAAUGCCAUGCUCGCUGCUUAUGUACAGAAUGGUUGGAACAAUGAGGCCUUGGGUCUAUUUCGAGGUAUUUGGAACCAGCCUUUUAAAUUAGAUGCAUUUACAUUUGCAAGCAUUCUACCAACCUUUUCUGAAUUAGCCUCAUUGAGAGAAGGGAAGCAAAUCCAUGAUUUUAUCAUUAAAUCAGAGCUUGGUACCAAUACCUUCAUCUUGAAUUCAAUUGUUUACAUGUAUGCUAAAUGUGGGGAUUUAGGGACUGCAAGAGAAGUUUUUGAUCGCAUGUUGUAUAAGGAUGUGGUUUCAUGGAAUACGGUCAUUAUGGCACAUGCCAUUCAUGGGUUUGGGAAAUUUUCUGUUCAGUUGUUCUCUAAGAUGAAGGAGAAUGGCUUCAAACCCAAUGAAAGCACCUUUGUUUCCCUGCUAUCAUCUUGUAGCAUUUCUGGUAUGGUUGAUGAAGGGUGGGAAUACUAUAAUUCGAUGAAGAGGGACUACAAUAUCGAUCCUGGAAUAGAGCAUUAUGGCUGUAUGAUUGAUCUUAUUGGCCGCACCAGCAAUCUUGAGCUAGCCAAGAGAUUCAUUGCAGAAAUUCCUUUGGCCCCCACAGCCAGGAUAUGGGGAUCAUUGCUGACUGCAAGCAGAAACAAUGGAAACAUAGAAUUAGCUGAACUUGCUGCUAAGCAUAUACUAUCCCUAGAGCAUGAUAAUACUGGAUGCUAUGUCUUGCUUUCUAAUAUGUAUGCUGAAGCUGGAAGGUGGGGAGAUGUAGAGAGAAUUAAAAUUCAUAUGAUAAAAGAAGGUUUGGAGAGGACGAAGGCAUGCAGUGUGGUCGAAAACAAUGGUAAAACUUGCAGAUUCAUCAACGAAGACAAGUCCCAUGCUGAAACAAACAUGAUUUAUGACGUAUUAGAUACAAUCACGAGGAAGAUAGGAGAAGACAUUUAUGUUCACAGUGUUAGCAAGUUCAGACCAUCAGAAUUGGGAAAGAGAAGAGCAAACUCAUCACAGAAACACAGCGUAAGACUGGCUAUUGCUUUUGGCUUGAUAUCUACUAAGUUGGGAAGCCCUGUUCUUGUAAGAAAGAACACUAGAAUAUGUGAAGCUUGCCACAGUGCUGCAAAGAAGAUUUCAGAGUUUACUAGGAGAGAAAUAAUUGUGGGGGACUCUAAGGUCUUUCACCACUUCAGAGAUGGGCAUUGCUCGUGUAAGGAUUAUUGGUGACUGCAGUUUUGUGUUUCCCCCUUAAAUGAGUGGCGACUGCAGUUUCUGAAAAAACUGGGAAACUAGAGAUACAUGACCAGUUAGAGUCCAUAGAUGUGUUGUAAUAGCAUAAUGAGACAGAAGUUCUAGCUGACAAUGUAUAUUUUCUUUUCCACCAGUCAAUGUAUAUAUUACUUGAAAUAGUUAUACAUUUUAGUUAUGGAGAAUAUAA
This is a messenger RNA of Juglans regia (Persian walnut), 2745 nucleotides long. Its product is annotated as pentatricopeptide repeat-containing protein At4g35130, chloroplastic. The record is from RefSeq and is a predicted model, not a curated record. Bases 129 to 2534 code for a protein of 801 amino acids. Gene Ontology annotation, molecular function: protein binding; zinc ion binding; RNA binding. Gene Ontology annotation, biological process: RNA modification. NCBI's taxonomy places the organism in Eukaryota, Viridiplantae, Streptophyta, Magnoliopsida, Fagales, Juglandaceae. The transcript has a single exon.